GGAUGUGACGCGCCGCUGGUGGAGGGACGCCGGAAGUGGCGGGGCUCUCUUGCUGGCUGUCCGCCUGGGCACCCGGAAGUCGGCGGUGUUGGAGGCACCGGAGCCAUGAAGCGGGACGUGAGGAUCCUCCUCCUGGGGGAGGCCCAAGUGGGGAAGACGUCUCUGAUUAUGGCUCUGGUGGGAGAGGAAUUCCCUGACGAGGUUCCAUCUCGAGCAGAGGAAAUCACCAUACCGGCUGACGUGACUCCAGAAAGAGUGCCAACCCACAUCGUGGACUUUUCAGAAGUGGAACAGACAGAAGAUGAGCUCAGGGAAGAGAUUACUAAGGCGAACGUUGUCUGCGUUGUUUAUGAUGUCACAGAUUUAGAUACUAUUGAGAAGAUCUCCACCAAGUGGAUUCCUCUGGUCAAUGGCAACGCAGAUCGCAAUUCCAGACUUCCCAUAAUCCUCGUGGGGAACAAAUCAGACCUGCAAUGUGGCAGCUCCAUGGAGUCCAUUCUGCCCAUCAUGAACCAGUUCUCGGAGAUUGAGACAUGUGUAGAGUGUUCAGCUAGAAACCUCAAGAACAUCUCCGAAGUCUUCUACUACGCCCAGAAAGCCGUACUGCACCCCACUGCACCUUUAUAUGACCCCGAGGAGAAGCAGCUGAGGCCGCAGUGCAGGAAGGCCCUGACUCGAAUUUUUACCAUCUCAGAUCAGGACAACAACCAGAUCCUGAGCGAUGAUGAGCUCAACUACUUCCAGCAAUCCUGCUUUGGGAACCCGCUGGCACCUCAAGCCUUAGAAGAUGUGAAGAUGGUCGUAAAAAAGAACACAGCAGAUGGCGUGCGGGACAACGGACUGACAUUAAGUGGAUUCCUCUUCCUUAACACCCUGUUUAUUCAGCGGGGACGCCACGAGACCACGUGGACCAUACUGCGACGUUUUGGCUACGACGAUACAUUGGAACUUACCGAUGACUACCUCUACCCUCCACUGCGCGUUCCCCAUGAUUCCUCCACAGAGCUCAACCAUUUCGGCUACCAGUUCCUGCAGAAGACGUUUGAGAAGCACGACUUGGAUGGCGAUGGCGCUCUAAGUCCUUCUGAGCUGCAAAGUUUUUUCAGUGUUUUCCCUUACACACCGUGGGGCCCGGAGCUGCAUAACACAGUGUGUAUGGCCGAGAAGGGCUUGCUGCCCCUGCAUGGAUACUUAUGCCAGUGGACGUUUGUGGCUUACUUGGAUGUACACCGGUGCCUGGAACACCUGGGCUAUUUAGGAUACCCCAUUCUGUGCGAACAGGACAGCCAGACUCGUGCUAUCGCAGUGACCCGCGAGAAGAAGAUAGACCUGGAAAAGGGACAGACGCAGAGAAGUGUUUUCUUGUGUAAGGUCAUUGGCCCUCGGGGGACAGGGAAGUCGGCCUUCCUGAGGACUUUCCUUGGUCAGAGCCUGGAGCAGCAGAAGAACCGCAGGGAAGUCUCCUUCUACUCCAUCAACACGGUGCUGGUCGGGGGGCAGGAGAAGUAUCUUAUACUCUAUGAGGUGGAUGUGGACACGGAGUUCCUGAAACAGUCGGACGCAGGCUGUGACGUGGCCUGUUUAAUGUACGAUGUCAGCGACCCCAAAUCCUUCAACUACUGCGCCAGCAUAUACAAGCAACACUAUAUGGAGAGUCAGACGCCCUGCAUGUUUGUGGGGUGUAAAUGGGAUCUGGGCGAGGUAAAGCAACAGCACGGCAUCUCACCCGCCGAAUUCUGUCACAAGCAUCGCCUGCCACCUCCCUAUCACUUCAGCUGCCAGGGGACGGUGGACCAAACCAUCUACAACAAACUAGCUACAGCUGCUGCCUUCCCCCACCUCCAUGACACGGAACUCAGCACAGCAUCGUUUUGGUUGCGUGUGGCGCUGGGAGCCACAGUGGCCGCCGUCGUGGGAUUCACGCUCUACAAAGCACUUCUACGCAGCAAAUAGCUCUCAUUACCUCCUCCGGCUCUAAACAUGAACCAGCCUGAUGACUUCACUCCCUCGAGCACUAACCACUGUGACUGACAGAGGAACGGCUGCUUUUUCUAUGGGAGGAAGACCUAUGAUGGAGGGGGGUGGAGUCCCCUGAUAAAAGGGGCCACCCAGAUCUUAUAGAUAAUCCCUUCUUAACCUUCCACUGCCCUCUUGUGACACAGAGGAACUUUGUAAAGUGGAUCUCCACUGGCCCCAAU
Nanorana parkeri is the source of this 2198-nucleotide messenger RNA. It is a transcript of the gene RHOT2, whose product is annotated as ras homolog family member T2. Bases 106 to 1953 code for a protein of 615 amino acids. Gene Ontology annotation, molecular function: GTPase activity; calcium ion binding; GTP binding. The transcript is spliced from 19 exons. NCBI's taxonomy places the organism in Eukaryota, Metazoa, Chordata, Amphibia, Anura, Dicroglossidae. The record is from RefSeq and is a predicted model, not a curated record. Gene Ontology annotation, cellular component: mitochondrial outer membrane. Gene Ontology annotation, biological process: mitochondrion organization; small GTPase-mediated signal transduction.